Molecule: messenger RNA, 901 nt
Organism: Ichthyophthirius multifiliis
Lineage: Eukaryota; Ciliophora; Oligohymenophorea; Hymenostomatida
Exons: 4
Biological process (GO): peptidyl-L-cysteine S-palmitoylation; protein targeting to membrane
Cellular component (GO): Golgi apparatus; endoplasmic reticulum
Molecular function (GO): protein-cysteine S-palmitoyltransferase activity
Source: RefSeq, a predicted model, not a curated record
AUGAAACAAAGCGUAAUAAAAACAUUAUUUAAUUCAAGAGUAUUUUACAUAUGUUUACAUUUGUAUACAUUUUUUUUAAUUUACGCAUUUGAUAACACAAUUAAUGAGAAAAUUAAUUAAUUUGAUAUAUUUUAUACCUUUAUAUAUCCAUUAUUGAUUUUAAUUUCAUUCAUUUUAUUUUGGAAUUGUGGAAAAAAUCCAGGAUAUGCACCAAUAUAGCCCAAAAACGAUAUAGAAGCAUCCCAAAAUAAUACAGAUAAAAGUUCAGAAUUAUUUAAUGGAAAUCAUGUUAGUGAAAUAGAACUUAAUUUAAUAAAUUAAUAAAAUUAAGAAAAAUAAGAUUAUAAUAAAUCAUUUGAAAACUCAGAUGCAUAAAGUAUAAUAUCUAACAAAAUUUAUUAGAGUUCAAAAAUUAAUUAAAACUAUUAAUUACUAAAAUAAAAUCUUCCAUCAUUAUUUUUUUGUGAAAAAUGCAAUAGAUAUUAACCUUUUAGAUCAAAACAUUGUGAUGAAUGUGAAAGAUGUAUUUGCAAAUAUGAUCAUCAUUGUUUUUGGAUUGGUGGCUGUGUAGGUGAAUUGAAUCAUAGACUUUUUUGGCUCUUUUUAUAUUUUUAAUUCAUAGUUAUUUAUCUUACUCUUAAUAAUUUUUUAGAUUCUAUUAAUUAGUAUUUAAUUGUUGAUGAAAAUGGAAAUGAGAUAUAUCUACUUGAAUAUCAUCUUUUUGGUUUUUUAUGGUAUUUUAUUUUUAUACCAUACAUUUCUUAUUCUUACAAAUUAAACAACAUGGGAAAGUAAUAAAAAACAAUAAAUUACGUAUCUUAAAAUAUACCCAAGAGGGUUUUAUCCGUUUAAUGAAGGAAUAAUUAAAAAUAUUAAGACUAUUUUUUUUCAUAAUGAAUAA